Paralichthys olivaceus (Japanese flounder) is the source of this 3772-nucleotide messenger RNA. Its product is annotated as ERBB receptor feedback inhibitor 1. Gene Ontology annotation, biological process: regulation of keratinocyte differentiation; negative regulation of epidermal growth factor receptor signaling pathway. NCBI's taxonomy places the organism in Eukaryota, Metazoa, Chordata, Actinopteri, Pleuronectiformes, Paralichthyidae. The record is from RefSeq and is a predicted model, not a curated record.
GUGGAAACUCACGUCACCCUGACAUGAUGCGUCUCUGCUGCUGGUGACAGAGGAGGAUGUUGUGGCACAUGGGUCACAUCUGACCUGGAGUCUGUACUGACACACACACAGACAGAGUAUAUCGCUGGACUGGAGCAGCAGCAGCAGCUCUACGUGAUGGAGGAGUAAUCCGCUUCUUCACGAAUGAAGCGGUGAUGGGUUUGACGAAGCUGAAUUGUGCUGGAGCUCUACCAAUACAGACCUUCAGGAUAUUAAAGAACACGACUGACCAUGAGUCAGAAACACAGUUGGGGACAGCAGGACCUCAGCAUGUGCUUGGGCCUAAGUGCUGACAUGGAACACAACCUGACGGAGCUUCAACAGCAGCAAAUGGCCAAGGAAUUUAACUCUAAUAUUUCCUGCCCUCAGUCUCCAUUCUACUCUGAUAGUUAUUGCCUGAUGUCAGAUAACCUACUGCGGCCCCAUGAGGGAGACCAGGUGGUCCCUUCUUCCCAGAGACGGACAGUGUUCGGGAGCUUCCACAGAGGGCCCAAACCCCUUCCACCUCUCCCUGACCCUGAGGAGCUCAUGUCGGACGAAGCAGCCGAUAACGAGGUUGAGUUUUUUACCAGUGACCGACGGCGCCUUUUGCCCAAAAGCUGCCCCAAGGUCAUAACCAGGGGCAGCAACAGAGAGUGUGGACAAGUGAAUCAUGCCUACCAGGAAAGGCUGGUGGAGCCAGUCCCAGCAGGUGGAGCUGGACUCGGCUCCAUGGCUUUCUCUUGGCCAGGCAGAGAGGACAGACCAACAGGUAGAGGAGGAGGGUUCGAAGCCAACAACUGGGCACCUGCUCUCCACAGAGAGGACCAGCAGCAUGUGGCGUCAGCAGUUGGAGAUUCUUUGUGUAGCAAACAGUCGGAUUCCCAGCAAUCAGCCAGAUUUCGUUUUUCCUUCUCAGGCCAUGCUUUCCAGCCACACAGCAGCACCACAACCUGCCCCUCCGACAAACCACUGAUCCCUCCUCGCAUCCCCCUCCCGGGAAAACCUCCUGCUCUAGUAAAGACAGUGAGCGCCCACAGGGAAGACAAGCCUCCCAAGAUUCCUCCGAGGGUCCCUUUAGUCCCACCCUGCCCACCACGCACCCCUAGCCCCAAAAGCCUUCCAAUUUAUAUCAACGGUGUGAUGCCUGCCACGCAGAGUUUUGCUGCUAACCCAAAAUAUGUGAGCAAGGCCUUACAGAGACAGCUCACUGAAAGGUCGCCCCCCGCAGCUCAGUUUUCUCCCUGCAUCGUUCCCAUCUUGAAGGACGGGAGACAGGCCAGCGCCACACACUACAUCCUCCUGCCACCGGGCCGACCGGCACGCACAGACCGACGGGAGAGACUCCACGGUGAAACGUCAAGGGUGUGGCAGAACAGAUAGAAACUCUCACACUGUGAGAAUGUUAACUGAACAUUUUACCAGUCAGUAUUUUAGCAACACGUUUUCCUCAAGUUCAACUGGGAGAAACAUCAUAACAUUCCAGUGUUUUCAGUAACAGGAGAGAAAUAUUCACCUCCUAUUCCCAGUUUUCAUUUUGGUUGCUGGGAUACUGCAGUUAUCUCACAGGGAGAAAAGGUGUCUGUCAGUCAGUCACUCACUCACAAUAGAAACAGAGAUAAUACGACAUCUCUUAUAAGUGAGCAAAUAAUUACUGUAUGUACGAGCUGGGCUUGUACGUGAAUUUUUUGACUAUGCUGCUUUACAUCUUAAGUAUAAUAUUGUUGAUGGAUUUAAUGUUUUUGCAGAAUCAUUGUCACACUAAGAUAAUUAUGAUUCAUAGUUAAUUUGACAGUGAACUCCUCUCAUAUUGACUUCACCUGAAAAUGAACUUUCUUUUAUAAGUUUCAAUGGAUUCUAGUCAAUUUCAAUGCUAAUUAAUUUAGCAAAUUGAGUGUAAUUGUGCAGUCCUCAAUCAAAAAGCUGGUUUUACUUUAAACACCAAACCACAUUCCCCCUGCUAUACACUCACAAUUAUCAUGUCAUAUCAUUGAUUGAUUGCUUUCAUAUUUCACUAUUAUGUGGUCAGUGUUUCAUUUAUUUAAAAGUACGUUCAGUGAUCCAACUAAUUUAUACCUGCCAUCAUUCUUGAUAAUGAUUGACAGGCCUUUUGAUAUCAGUGACAUCAGCAAGUCAUUAAUGUUUUAAGAUUUCACAUCAGCUGUGUUUAUAUACAUCUUUGUAAAAGAGGCCAUUAUUUUUAAUUAUGAUCUGUUGACAAAUACUAAAUAUUGAUCAUUUUAAAGCAAGGUAUUUAACAAAGUGUAUGAAUUUAACUCAAAUACUGCUUGCAUGGUCACAUACGUAAAGAUCUGAAAGUGGAUGAAUGUCAGUGUGCGGAGAAUAAUUAUUAAUAUCAUGUUACAUUAGUGCAGACCAACAUUUACGGCCUCUGUUACACCAGUGAGUUGGAAAGUUCUCAUGAAGGUUCUGUGGCUGUUUGUUAGUUCAACAUGUUGCUGUGUCAAAAGUGAAUCAUUGUAAAUUUGUUUUUAAUAUAUUUAUAGAAAUAAAAUAACUUAUUAAUUCUAUCAUUGGGUCAUUGUGCAGUGUUUUGUUUUCUUGCUCUGCCCGGAUUCUCACAGACUUGUUCUGUAAUAAAAGUAAAACGUUUUCACAUUGUGAGGCAGGGUGUUUUUCAAGAUUGCUGUGGAUUUCUCAGAGGAUAAUUGGAUCAUGACAAUGGAUCUUGAUGGAAAUAAACAGACAUAUCUAGGGCAUUGGUAUUUAAAAGUGUGGGAAAUUUGGUGCAGCUUGAUUGGACUAAAGGAGACUCUAUUUGGAAAAUGCAUUUCAACCUAUUCAUUGUAAGAAAAAGUAGACACAUUACAGAUAUGUUUCCUGAUCCUAGCUUACUACAUGUUUACUUAUAUAAUGUCAAACCUUAAUCGAACUCUUCUCUUUUGUAAAAAAAACAAACAUUAACUGGAGAUCUGAAACUAAUUUUAAUGGAGCAUCAACAACAGCAGAUUGAACACUGCUCAGAAACAUGAGCUGGUGGAUGACUGAUACACAUAACAUUAAAUAAAAUUUACUGUCGAUCAUUUUCCUUUAUCAGCCACGUGAUGGUGUAGACAGUGUGACAUUUUUUGUCACCAUCUUUGGUGGGAGUGUCUUCAGGAGAAAUAAUAUAAUAUUCACAGUUCAUUUGCCAUCAAAACAAAGGGCAUUAAGAUAUCUCAGCAGGCCAAAGGUAUAAACCAUAUAACUAUGGCAUUGAACCAAAUCAUGCUCACGUGUUGCACGCCUUCUUUUACCUGAUCUCAACAUUUAUUAUCACUCUCCAUUAGAGCUGUCUAACAAAGCAGAAACAUGACAAAACAAAUUUGGGGAAAAAAUUCAUCAUUGCUAAACUGUCUGAUGUUUACAUAUGUUCACAACAGGAGACGGGUUCCCUUCUCCUGCACUAAAGUUCAGCUGAGUCCUCUGCCUCCGAGAAAAAGGCAGUGUCUAUAUUCUCCAGGUCCAAGUUAGGGAAAAACAGCAUUGUAAAAAAACAGCCACCUGUUCUGUUUUUUUUCCAGCCUAUUCAUUGUUAAUAAAUUCAUCUAAAAAAGGUUUUGUCCCAUCUUGGUCCCGGAGAAUUUAAACACAAAAAAAUCAGUGUUGGACUUUCCAUGAUUUAAUAGAUCCAACAAUGUUGCAUUCAUUUGUAAUUAGUUAGGUGUUAAAAAAUGUCAUCAAAUCGACAUGGCACAAAAACGAUUAUUCUAUUAUGAAAUUAUUCCUUGUGGUUGCAAAAUAAGUUAAAAAA